AUGUCGCCGCUAAUUCGUUCCCAGUCAAAAGCUGCUGCAGUGUACGUAGCUGCAACACGGCAGCACGUGGGCAAAACAAGCACGUGUUUGGGCCUUUUACAUGGACUUACUCGUCGUUUAGAUCGUAUUGGUUUUCUAAAGCCCGUGGGACAAGAAAGUGUCACGGUCGAAAGUGGGUCCUUACGGGUGGAUAAGGAUGUCGCAGUAGCAAAAGAGGUUUUCAAGCUGAAUACCUGCAAUUAUGCAGACAUGUCCCCCGUGGUGAUUAUACCCGGCUAUACCAAACGGUUUCUAGACGGGAAUAUUACUGUAGAGAGUCAAUUGGAUAAAAUUCGCACGAGUUUCAAGCGUAUUAGUGAAGCUAAUGAGUUUACUGUAGUAGAAGGCACUGGACACACUGGAGUUGGUUCCAUUGUGGACUGUAACAAUGCUCGAAUAGCUGCUGAAUUAGGUGUCGAUAUGGUGCUGGUAGCCAAUGGUGGACUAGGUUCAGCGUUUGACGACCUGGCGUUGAACUAUUCAAUGUGCAAAGCACAUGGAGUGAAGAUUCGAGGUGUUAUUCUGAACAAAGUACUGGAAAAUCGAGUCGAAAUGCUGCAAGAGUAUUUUCCAAAGGCAAUGAAGUACUGGGGAGAGGAUAUUCCUUUGCUUGGUAUUGUGCCGAAUUUGCCAACACUCUCAAAUGCGAGCAUGCUGGACUUUGAAGGGCUGUUUGCAACUGAGAUGUGGACGUCACGUACGCGACGUUUUCAGCAGUACGAUAAAACUACACUUGUUACGGCAGGGCUUCGUCGGUUCUUAGAGAAAUUGAUUUCGCCCGAGUUUGAGCGCACGCUGUUCGUCACACACGUAUCUCGGAACGACAUUAUCAUGAGCUUCUUGUCACACGCACAGAACUUUGAGUUCAUGACAAAGAGACCUUAUGGUGGUGGACUUAUACUCACAGGUUCACCGUCUGACGAUCAACCUCAAGACUACAUAAUGAACAUGAUCAAGAACGCACAGACACCAGUUCUCUACGUGCCCACGACAACUUUUGAAGCUAUGGAGAAGAUCACGCAUUUUACAACAAAAUUCAAUCCGACGGAUACCGACAAGAUACAAGCAUGUGGUGAACACUAUGCCAACCAUAUCGACUUUGACGCUGUCCUAGACAUUUUGACAUAA
This is a messenger RNA of Peronospora farinosa, 1167 nucleotides long. The record is from the annotation of a GenBank genome assembly. NCBI's taxonomy places the organism in Eukaryota, Oomycota, Peronosporomycetes, Peronosporales, Peronosporaceae.